Ictalurus furcatus (blue catfish) is the source of this 872-nucleotide messenger RNA. It is a transcript of the gene npvf, whose product is annotated as neuropeptide VF precursor. The record is from RefSeq and is a predicted model, not a curated record. Gene Ontology annotation, biological process: neuropeptide signaling pathway; negative regulation of gonadotropin secretion. Bases 231 to 872 code for a protein of 213 amino acids. Gene Ontology annotation, molecular function: signaling receptor binding. NCBI's taxonomy places the organism in Eukaryota, Metazoa, Chordata, Actinopteri, Siluriformes, Ictaluridae. The transcript has 3 exons.
UAUACUGUAUAGUAAAAUUACCCCCCUAAAGAAUUAUAAAGCAGUCUAAAAAAAACCUUCAAUUCCUACCUCCUGUCUCUAGUUGCUAUGAUGCAGCAAAAAAUGCAAUUAGUGAAUGCAAGAAAUGGUACUGCUUACAAAUUUCCUGUAUUAAGCCGGCUAUUGUGUAAGUGUCCUGUAUGGAAUCUGUGUGUGUGUGUGUGUGUGUGUGUGUAUAAAUAGUCUGGAAUAUGUUGGAUCCUGACAAAGAUUGGAAGAUGUCUUGCUCUGCAUUGUCUCUAACACUAGGCAUCCUAAGUAGUUUGGUCUUUCAAGAUGUUACUACUGUCAAACUUCCACUUGCUGGCAACAACAACAUCAACACAGUUACAAGAAGAAUAUUUUUAAAGAGCAAUGAAGAUCUUCCCCGGAGUCUGGAAAUGGAGGACUCCACACUGAACAUGGCUCCAGCCAGCAGCAGCAGAGUAAACUCACCUACCAUCCUUCGCCUACACCCACUCUUGUCAAAAUCAGUGCAUACGCAUGCCAACCUGCCUCUCCGCUUUGGCCGUGGCUCUGCACAUAUGCUACGGAUGCCCAAGUCCUCUAUCAACCUACCACAAAGGUUUGGUCGCUCUGAAAGCACCAAACCUACCUCUGGUAUGCAGUGUACAAUGUGCCGCCGCAGUGAGAGCCCACCUUCAGCCACACUCCCACAGAGAUUUGGCAAGAGAAACCUUUUGGUUGGUGAUUCAUUUCACGCAGGAGCUGUGUUUGUACACACCCAUAAGAUGCCAUCACUUAGGACACCAGACCAUGACUACAUGACUGAAAUGGUUGAAAAGGAAGAUAAAGCUUUAAAGAGUAAAACAUACAUUGACUUAGAAAUCUAA